Molecule: messenger RNA, 1275 nt
Organism: Kluyveromyces lactis
Lineage: Eukaryota; Fungi; Ascomycota; Saccharomycetes; Saccharomycetales; Saccharomycetaceae
Exons: 1
Coding region: 1-1275 (424 amino acids)
Biological process (GO): regulation of transcription by RNA polymerase II; chromatin remodeling
Cellular component (GO): nucleus; SAGA-type complex
Molecular function (GO): chromatin binding; protein binding; transcription coactivator activity
Source: RefSeq, a predicted model, not a curated record
AUGGAAUUCAAUUCACCUCGUCCAGAACACAUACAAUUGCAAGGGCAAGGUACGAUAGUACACCCGAAGGGCACUUCUAACAUUAUCUCGAGUUUGAACGAAAGGAUUCUGGCAAAUACAUCCGAUGCUAACGGUUCGCGUAAUGCAAAUAGCAUCGAUAAGAAUAUUACUCAGGAUGAAACAGGUUCACGUGCUGUGAUACUUGGGAACGGGUUCACUUUGUUGGCACCAAGGCCCAUGGCUGGCCGUGAUGCUGCUCUGUACGAACCUGUAGACGAGUACCUGAUCCCCUCCCCGCCACUUUCUCCUAAAGAAACAGAUACGCAUCGCAAUACCUCGCACACUUCUGCCGAAGAUGGAUCGGUUGUUGCUAGAGGAAACCAACCGCUUAAUAUCACAGGAUUGGAGAUCAAACUGAAGGAAAUUGACCAACAACAAGAACACCCUGAAGAGUCGUCUCUCGAUGGGAUCGUUGUGAAAGGUGUUUGGGACAAUUACAAUAAGGAAAACGGAACCAAGACUUAUCAAUUGCACAUAAAUGCCUUUUUGUCCCAGUAUAAAGUUCUGAAACCAAAAAUAUCUUCCAACUUUGGCGGAAGAAGUGUUUCUCCUAUUUCAAGAUACACCAGAAGAACCAGAACUUCGAACAAGACCUAUGCUUCGAAUUCCGAUUUCGAAAGGGUUUACAGAACAAGACGUACCACAGGCGGUAAUACCACUAGUACUAGAAAUGGUGGUGCCACUUCCGAUGACUCUUCUGCUGUUCCUUAUUUACCAAGACAAAGACCGGUAACUCCUGUUUCAAGGAGGAAACCCGUUUCUCACCAUCACCCAUCACCACUAUCUCAUUCAUCCAUCACUACUGCUGCAGGCUCCUCCUCGGCUAACCAUCAUCACCAUACGGUUAACAUGUCCUGGGAAAAGUUGCCUGACUAUUCUCCUUCGUUGGAUACUCUACCUCCGAAUAACAACAAAUGCUUAAAAGUUGAUUGGAAGGGUUCAUCAAUGGAUUUAUCUCAUGAUCCUUUGAGAAAUAAAUUGCAUCCUGCUGAAUUAGUUUUAGCUCAAAUCUUAAGAUUACCUUGCGAUUUAUACCUGGAUUCUAAGAGAAGAUUUUUCAUUGAAAAGGUGCAUCGUUUAAAACAAGGUAUGCCAUUCAGGAGGACAGAUGCUCAAAAGGCAUGUCGUAUCGAUGUAAACAAAGCCUCCAGACUAUUUGCUGCCUAUGAGAAAAUAGGUUGGUUGCAGGAUUCUCAUUUCAAGAGGUUUUUGUAA